Messenger RNA from Coturnix japonica (Japanese quail), 749 nucleotides. NCBI's taxonomy places the organism in Eukaryota, Metazoa, Chordata, Aves, Galliformes, Phasianidae. The record is from RefSeq and is a predicted model, not a curated record.
ACCCCAGUGGGGCCCUAAAUGCCCCUGGGGGGGCAGAUAAGCCCCCCCGUGGCUCUCGCUGCACUCAGCUGUCAAUCAACGCAUGGCCACGCCUCCGCCUCCACCACGCACCAAUCACAGCCACGCGUCGCUCAGUGGGCGUGGCCUCAACUAGACCCGCCCCCUUCCUCUUUCUUGUCCCAGCUCUGCGCAUGCGCAGUUCCGUAGCUCCGCACCCCCUCCCUCCGCAGUAGUACUUCCGGUGGGUCAGUUUGUACUUCGGGGGGGGUCCGUUUGUACUUCCGGGGGUCAGGGUUCCUACUUCCGGGUUGCCCGCUGCGGCGGUGCCUGGUGGCCGCCAUGUUUACUCUGUUCCCUUCGCUCCUUCCUCGCCUGACCGAACCGCUGUGGUUCAACUUGGACCGGCCGAGCGUGGACGAGACGGAACUGCAGCAGCAGGAGCAGCAGCACCAGGCCUGGCACUACGACGAGGAGGAGGAAGAGGACGAUGAGGACGACGAAGACAGCGAAGAGGACUCGGAGGACGACGAGGACAUGCAGGAUAUGGAUGAGAUGAACGACUACAACGAGUCUCCUGACGACGGGGAGAUCAACGAGGUGGAUAUGGAGGGGGCAGAGCAGGACCAGGACCAGUGGAUGAUCUGAUCCCAGCAGGACGGGAACCAGAGUUAAGUGAGAUGGGGAUGGAGCCCCCAUGGCUCUGACUGGGACCAGAGAACAGCACCCCACAAUGGGCUCAGCACCCCACA